Molecule: messenger RNA, 2109 nt
Organism: Marasmius oreades (fairy-ring Marasmius)
Lineage: Eukaryota; Fungi; Basidiomycota; Agaricomycetes; Agaricales; Marasmiaceae
Exons: 8
Coding region: 1-2109 (702 amino acids)
Biological process (GO): intracellular protein transport; endoplasmic reticulum to Golgi vesicle-mediated transport
Cellular component (GO): Golgi membrane; cytosol
Molecular function (GO): syntaxin binding
Source: RefSeq, a predicted model, not a curated record
AUGUCAAGCUCGACGCUGAAACAGCCACCGACAUUACAACAAUCACAGACCAAUGCUUUACUCUCCCUCCUCAAUCUCAAUAACCCCCCUGACAUUACAUCCUCUUCAACGUCCAAACCCUCUUCUUCGGGUGUCUCAACCCCAACGCCCCCUGGCCCUCCGGUCUUCAAAAUUCUGGUGCUAGAUCAACAAACGAAAGAUGUUUUAGCUACUGUUCUACGGGUUCAAGAUCUGCGCGACGUCGGCGUAACUUUACAUGUGCAACUUCAUUCGGCACGCUCACCUCUUCCCGAUGUUCCUGCCGUUUACUUUGUUUCCCCGACCCUUGUCAAUAUACGCAGAAUAGCAGAGGAUUUGCGCAAGAACUUGUACGAGUCUUACCAUUUCAAUUUUGUGGAACCGCUUCCUCGACAUCUCCUCGAAGAACUGGCAGCAUCAAUUGCUCAGGACGGCACAGAAGAGUACAUUGAACAGGUCAUCGAUCAGUAUCUGUCAUUUAUUGCUCCUUCGCCAUCCCUCUUUUCGCUCUUACCCCCGUCCGCAUCAACUCUGUCCCAGUCGUCAACUCCUGCUCCUUCCAACCCCACAACACCAAAUUCGACGUACACAAUCUUAAACUCUCCAACGUCAACCGAGCAGGAAAUAGAGAACGAGAUCGAGCGUGUCGCCAGCGGUCUCUUCAGUGUAGUUGUUACCAUGGGUCAUGUACCGUUCAUCCGAGCUCCAAAAGGCAACGCUGCUGAAAUGGUUGCUAGAAAGCUAGAAACAAACAUUCGAGACGCACUGAUAUCACCGCGUUCAUACUCUUCUACCGCGAUCCAGCCCCCGUCGCUCUUCUCUCAAGAUUCGACGGGUCUGUCUACUCUACAGCGCCCUCUUCUACUCAUUCUCGACCGCAACAUUGAUCUUAUCUCAACCCUCUCCCACGGUUGGACCUACCAAGCCCUCGUCUCCGACUGCCUUGAAAUCAAACUUAAUCGCGUCAAAAUCACACAUCAACCUCAGCCCAAAUCCUACGACCUGGAUGCGAAGGACUUCUUUUGGGCCAAGAAUGCUGCGAACCCAUUCCCACAAGUGGCAGAGGAUAUUGAUCUGGAAUUGAACAAAUAUAAGCAAGACGCAGCGGAGAUCACGAGAAGCACGGGGGUUAGCGAUGUGAACGAUAUCGCCCAGUUGGACCUCACGACCAACGCCGCGCAUUUAAAGACCGCAAUUACACAGCUACCAGAGUUAACAGCAAGGAAAGCCAUACUAGACACGCAUAUGAACAUCGCAACCGCGCUUUUGGAACAGAUCAAGAAGCGAGGUCUUGAUGAGCUCUUUAGCACCGAAGAAGCCAUAAACAAGCAAACGCUUGCAAUGAUCCUGGAAGCACUUCGAUCCAAACGACCAGACGGCGACUUUACGGCGGAGGAUAAACUGCGUUUGGUGUUGGUGUUCUACUUGUCGCACCCCGACAAUGCCUUGAGUAAAGAGGACAUUGGGGAGUUGGAAAAGGAAUUGAAGAGUGCUGGUGCUGACAUAUCAGCAUUCGAAUAUGUGAGGAGAACGAGAGAGAUUUCGAGGAUGACGCUCUCGGUAAGUACAGGUGGUACGAAUACCCCGCUUGGCGGCAACGCGGGGCACGGGACGACAGGAGGGGAGUUAUUCAAAGGGUUUAGUGUGUUUGGUAACAAGCUCACCGACCGUCUGAAGGAAGGGGGUUUGGACCAUCUUAUCUCUGGCGUGAAGAAUUUCCUACCUGCGAAUAAAUUACUACCUAUCACGCGGUUGACGGAGGCUUUAAUGGACUCGUCCGCAGCGUCAAACCAUUCCCUCGCUGAGACGGACGAGUAUCUGUUCUUAGAUCCUAGAGCCCCCAAACAUCAAAAUGCUGGCCUUCCGGGCGCUGCUAGUGGAAGUGGACAAGGUCCGACCAGGGCGAGGAGAAUGGCUUUCAAUGAGAGUAUUGUGUUCGUCGUUGGCGGUGCGGGAUACGUAGAGUACGGAAACCUGGAGGAAUGGGCGGCGAAGACGGGGAAGAGAGUCACGUACGGCGGGACAGAGAUUGUGGAUCCUGGGGGCUUUGUGAAGGUUUUGGAAGGGCUAGGAAAGGCUCAGGGUGGGUAA